AUGGCGGGUUGGCCGGCCAAGUGGGUGUGCGUUGUGUGGGCUUGCCUCGUCAGUGUGACGAGGGCCUUCUGUCCCACUGUGUGUAACUGCGACGACACGGUGCCCAGCGCCCGCUGCGUGGGCGUGGGCAUCAACGUGGUGCCCAUCCUCUUCAAUCCGGGGCUGCGACGCCUCAACCUCGCGCACAACAUCAUCAGCUCCGUGGCGCAGGCGCUCGUGUUCUUCGACCGCCUAGAGGAGCUGGACCUGUCGCACAAUGUCCUCACCUCGCUGGGCGUCGGCAACCUGGAGGCGCAGUCGCAGCUGCAGGAGCUCCGCCUCGCCCACAACAACCUGACCCACCUGAAGCCCGGGGCCUUCAAGGGCCUCGCGUCCCUCACCUUGCUCGACCUCAGCCACAAUGGCAUGCCGGACCUCCCCGCGGGCGUGCUGGCGGACAUGCCGCUGCUGACGGUGCUCCUCCUCGCCCACAACAAGCUGCACUCGCUCACCCAGAACACCUUCCGCGGCCUGCGCAGUCUCCACGUCCUAGACCUGUGCGAUAACUACUUCCGACACGUGCCCUCCGCGGCGCUGGGGCACCUCCAGACGCUGAAGUCUCUCCACCUCUGCCGGAACCGCCUCACGCGCCUCGACGUCGACACCUUCAACACGGAGGGCCUGACCUCCCUGUCGCUCGACACCAACAACAUCGACUACAUCGCCGACACCGCCUUCCACCGCGUGCAGCGCCUGCAGAAGCUGAACCUCAGCGAUAACCUCCUCCGCGACGUCCCAGUGACGGCGUUGGCCUCGCUCGUCAUGCUCGACUCGCUGAUUCUGAGCAAGAACAACUUCACGGCGCUCGGGGAGGGCGCCUUCCGCAGCCUCAGUCGGCUGGUGACGCUCGAGGUGUCCCGGUGCCCCCGCCUGGCUGCCCUGCACCCCGCGGCGCUCGACAGCUGCGUCAGCCUCCAGAGUCUGACCAUCUCCCACAAUCCCUACAUCCAGCAUCUUCCAGUAAGGCUCCUCAGCGCGCUACCUCGCCUCCACACCCUCGACCUCCGCGCCAACAGCCUCCGCAGCGUGUCGGAGGCCAGCAUGCCAUGGGGAUCCCUAGCCCGCCUCGACCUCCGGGACAACCCGCUGGUGUGCAACUGCUCCAUCCGGUGGCUGGCGGCGCUGCUGAGGGCCUCCAACACCUCCCUCGCCGCGCCGGACCUCCAGUGCGCGGCACCGGAGAAGCUCAAGGGCCUCUACCUCUCCAGGUUGAGCCCGAGUGAGCUGUUGUGCCUAGACCAAGUGCAGGUCGUGGUAGGAAUAGUGGUCGUGACAGUAUCGACGGUCCUCCUGGUCGCCCUCUCCGUCCUGCUUUGUCGGUACAAGCGGCGUCACCAGCGGGAUAAGCUCGGGCGCGGCUGGCCCCCUGGCCCCCUGGCCCCUUGGCCUCCCGAUGAGCACUCUGCCCCCACCAGGCACAUCAUGGCUGACGAAUACGUGUACCACACCUACUCCUCUGUCAGGAAGAUUCCUGUCACCAAAGUCUGAUAGUGUCCUCGGCCGCAGUCACGUGACCCCGGGCCUCGAGCUGACGUGUGUGUUGCCGUGACCUGCCGGGCGCCUUGGCUUCCGGGGAGCGAGGCGCGAUGAGGGCGUCGGUCUCUCGGUCCGUCGGGAGGCGAGACCGACUUCGAAGUUUCCUGAGGAGCGAGACACGCCUGUGGCUUCCCUCGCAACUUUCAGGAUGUGAUAUCUGUAUCCACGAAACGACUUACCGGGUUGAAGAGAAGUCUGCCACACAAAUUCCAGGAUAAUAUCUGCCAAACUUGUUGAAUACGAUGUCUGUGUGCAUUCUCUCGACACUGUGAACGCGCUGUGCAUGACUGACGUUUGUGUCUACCACGUGAAUAUCAACCAGCGAUAUGAAUGUAAUUACACUAGGCCUUUUAAAUCCAAUCACAUUCUGUGCUGGAUACAAGGCAGCGUCGUCGGUGGCGUAGGCUGCCCCCCUGCGAACCCUGCGUCGGUCCUGGCAGCUGCCCGUCAACCAGCUGUCGACAUUCGCUUGUCCACCUGUUUGGCAGGAGGUUGAAAUACCAGCGACACGCGUACGGGACUCGUGUCAUCGCUGAUCCUAUUCUCCACACCAAGAUAAUUAAAGGAGCUUAAACUGUGGGAGAGAGAAAAAAAAAAAAUCCAUAACGUGAUAAUGUUUCAGAAUAAUUCCGUAGGCGUAUUAAUUUUGCUCUGUCUUUGUAUGCAUGACCGUAGUUAUUAGUGUUCUUCAGGUGCAUAGUAAGGGUCAACUAUUGUUACUGUCAACAAGUGGUCGCUUCUCGUCAUGUGCAGCCGAAGCAGGGUGUUGUGGUGUUGUUUCCCUUCGGAUUUAGGGGGAUAUGAACGAACUUUUUGGAAGAUGUGAACGAGAACGAGCCUUUCGGAAGAUGUGAGCGAGCCUUUCGGAGGAUGUGAACGAGCCUUCGGAAGAUGUGAAUGAGCCUUCCGGAGGAUGUGAACGAGCCUUUCAGAGGAUGUGAACGAGCCUUCGGAAGAUGUGAACGAGCCUUUCGGAGGAUGUGAACGAGCCUUUCGGAGAAUGUGAACGAGCUUUUCGGAGGAUGUGAACGAGUAUUUCGGAAGAUGUAAACGAGCCUUUCGGAGGAUAUGAACGAGCCUUUCGGAAGAUGUGAACGAGCCUUUCAUAGGAUAUGAACGAGCCUUUCGGAAGAUGUGAACGAGCCUUUCGGAGGAUAUGAACGAGCCUUUCGGAAGAUGUAAACGAGCCUUUCGCGGGGAUGUAAAAGAGCCUUUCGAGGGAUGAGAACGAGCCUAUUAAUCCUGUGCGCGCUUGAUAGCAAAAACAAACGGAGAUAAAUCGCUUCUCAAACGACAUGAAUCUGCACAAUAUGUCUUGCAGGACGUUGUAAGAUCUAUAUUUUAAAGUAGACAAAUAUUACAGAGUGUGGGAUCGCUUCCGGCGUGACAGGUGAUCACUCAUAGUUGUUAGUUAACGAGCAGUUUCGGGGAAUGACUAGAGCGGGCGGUGCGUUGAUCAAAAUGUGUUGUUGAAGUCUGGAUCGUGUUUUAAGCAUUAUAGAUGAAGUUCACUAGGAGGGAUGGGAGGCUUUCUCUGCUAGAAGAGAGAAACUUUUGGGGGGUCUGUUUUCAUUCAUAAUGCAAAAUGCGCUAUACUCUUAAGCUGGGUAUUUAACACCCUCUGAGAUUUCGGACGUUUUGGGGACUGACAGAGAUGAUAAUAAAUAAUAUUUAUGUAAAGUGACAGUGACGGUAUAAA
This is a messenger RNA of Penaeus chinensis, 3274 nucleotides long. Its product is annotated as chondroadherin-like protein. Bases 1 to 1527 code for a protein of 508 amino acids. Lineage: Eukaryota; Metazoa; Arthropoda; Malacostraca; Decapoda; Penaeidae. The record is from RefSeq and is a predicted model, not a curated record. The transcript has 3 exons. Gene Ontology annotation, molecular function: protein binding. Gene Ontology annotation, cellular component: extracellular matrix.